UUGCCUCAUUCACGAAAGAUCUGUGCGCGCUAAAACGUCUUUGGAAAAACACAAGCAUUGGCCCUCAAUCUCACAAAUUGUGAGAACAAUAAAUCAGUGAGAUUGAUGCGAUGAGUAGAGAGUGAAAAUUAAUAUAGUUUUUUUUUCCACCUAUAUAAUCUCUUUUGUGUACAAAGAUAGUGAGAAAAUUUGCGAUAGUAAAAUUAGAGAAAGAGUUUUGAUCUAGUGAAAAUUUUCCCUUCAUUUACCACUCAAGUUUUACCGCUCUAGUUUUAACAAAUUUUCAUUGUAAUUAGAAAAACUAUAAAAUACAUAGAAGAAAACUGUUUUAGUGAUGUGGAAAAUAAUUGGAAUAUGUGCGACACUCUAUGGAUUACUUCUCUUGGAUAUCACAAUUAAUGCGCAAAUCGAUGGAUAUGAGGAAGGUGUGGACUAUCCAGCUUAUGAUUCCAUCCCUAAGGACUUAUCAUUUUCGUGCCAGAACCGAAUACCCGGAUACUACGCUGAUAUCGAGGCUCGAUGUCAAGUGUGGCAUUGGUGUGUAAACGGAGGACAACACUAUGCCUUCCUCUGUCCCAAUGGAACAGUUUUUAACCAAGCUUUCCGAGUCUGUGAUUGGUGGACAAGUGUGGACUGUCCAGCUUCUGAACAACUCUACACCAACAAUGAGGAAUUGUACAAAGAUGCCGAGGGCAAUUUGAUAUGAUACAGAGAUUCCCGAGACACUGGUGGUGGUUCACAGAGGAAAUCUGCAAAAUUGACGUCGCAAAGCGCAAUACCAAGAAGUUUUCCAAAGACAUUCAUCCAAAAUUUCCGGCAAUCUUCAUCAGAGAGUCUUCGUGGUUCGAGUCAGAAGUUACCAUUGCAGAAUAAUUUACAGGAAAAAUCGAUUGAGAUGGCAUCAACCUCGUCGACUACAAAGCCCACAAAGCCAUUUCGCGGAAGACAGAAGUAUCGAGUGAAUUCAAAUGAUCUGGAGGAGCAAAAGUUCUUGCAGAAAACAAAAUCAGCAAUUAAGGAUAAAAUUAUUUAUGAAAUGGAAGAGGACGAAAUCAUUGAAACGGUGGAGUGAAAUUGGGAUCAAUUUCUUACAAAAGAGAAAAAUAUUUAUUCACAAACCUGAUUGUAUAUUUUUAAAUUUUACUGCAUUAUUUAAUUUAAAAACAAAAAAAAUUAAGAGAACAAUGUAAUUUGUAUAUUCUUAAAAUUGUAUGAAAGAAAUCGUGAAAAUAUAGUGAUAAAAGUAGAAA
Molecule: messenger RNA, 1250 nt
Organism: Phlebotomus papatasi
Lineage: Eukaryota; Metazoa; Arthropoda; Insecta; Diptera; Psychodidae
Product: U-scoloptoxin(01)-Cw1a
Exons: 3
Coding region: 335-706 (123 amino acids)
Cellular component (GO): extracellular region
Molecular function (GO): chitin binding
Source: RefSeq, a predicted model, not a curated record